This is a messenger RNA of Prunus mume (Japanese apricot), 2199 nucleotides long. NCBI's taxonomy places the organism in Eukaryota, Viridiplantae, Streptophyta, Magnoliopsida, Rosales, Rosaceae. The record is from RefSeq and is a predicted model, not a curated record.
AUGGCAACAAGUGCCGUCUCCGCAGGUACAAUUGUCGUCGAAGUCCUUAACAACCGUAACUACGUAGAUUGGAGUGAUUUGGUUAGAAAUUACUUGUUGGCUCAAGACCUUUGGGAUGUAGUGGAAGAAGAAGAAAAAGAAGAAGAAGUUGAUGACCAGUUCAAGGCUUGGAGGAAGAAGAACGCCAUGGCUUUACAUACAAUCCAAGUUUCGUGCGGGCCGGAAACUUUUGCGCUGAUUAGGGGUAUCAAAUCAGCCAAAAGUGCUUGGGAUAUUUUGGCAGAAAAGUUCAAAGCACAACCAUUACUUCCAAGUGAUUUGCUUGAAUCUGCAACCUCAUCAAACAACCCAGGAUAUGACGAGAUUGUAUGUGACUUCAAUCAGUAUCAGCCAUUCUUCGAUGCUGUCAGGAUUGGGGAUUGGAAUAAAGCAAAGGAGUUUCUUACUCUACAUCCCAACGCAGUAAGAGCAAGAAUUCCAUAUUCAAACCAGACAGCUCUUCACAUAGCAACAGAAUUUGAACGCGAGCAUAUUGUGGAAGAGUUGGUGCAAUUGAUGCCAAAGGAAGACUUGGAAAUACAGUCUUUUGGUUGGACAGCUCUUGCUAUUGCUGCAAAUAAAGGAAAUAUAAAAAUGGUUGAAUGCAUGGUUAGACAGAGCAAGAAAAUACUUAGUAUCGCCACUGAGAAGAACUCGACUCCAAUUCUCCUGGCUUGUGUCAAUGAACAUUGGGAUGUCCUUGAUUAUCUCUACUCUGUCACUCCAUUCGAAGAUCUAAAGCCAGAGAAAGGCCCCUACGGCGCUGGACUUCUUUGCCACUUUAUUGGUGCCAAAAAAUUUGAUAUUGCGCAGGAAUUAAUUCAGUUUUGCCCACAAUUGGUCCUUACUAAAGGGCCGUAUUGGCUGUCACCGAUUCAAACAUUGGCAUGUAUGUCUUCAGCAUUCCCAAGUGGAGCACACCUCAAAUUUUGGCAACAAUGGAUCUAUAAUUGUAUACACAUAGAACCUACUCGUGCCAUCCGUGAUAUUCGUGUAAGACUUCAAAAUGAAGGAAAUGAAGGCAGCAAUCCAACGCAUAUCACUUGGUCAGGUUUCUUGAAAGGUCUGAUCUCAAAUCUCCUUGAACUUUUGGGAAUCAACCGCAUACGUGAAAUGAAAUUGAUCCAUAUUCAAGCCCUUGAACUCCUAGAUCGCAUGUGUGAAGUGAUAAAAUGUUCAGAAGAGAACGAAAAGAGAGGUAUAGAUCAAGCAAUCUUCCAAGCUAUCGAGAGAGGGAUUUUUGAGUUUGUUGAUCGUCUAUUACAAACAAGUCCUGAUCUCAUUGGGAGUUUUAAUCAAAUGAAAAGGACCGUCUUUCAGUUUGCCAUUGAGUGUCGUCAAGAAAAGGUUUAUAGCCUUAUUUAUAGAUUCGAUGAAAAAAAAAGAACUGUGAUUGGAAAUGUUGCAGAUAGUUCUCGCAAUUCCACGCUACAUAUGGCAGGGAUGCUAUCCCCAUUAGCAAAGCUCAAUAAAAUCUCAGGUGCAGCUUUGCAAAUGCAGAGAGAAUUACAAUGGUUCAAGGAGGUGGAGACUAUUGUAUUUCCCCGAGUUCAAGAAAUUUUUAAUGAAGAGAAUAUGACACCGCAUGAUCUAUUUACCAAGAACCACGAGCAAUUGGUGAAGGAAGGAGAAAGAUGGAUGAAAGAAACUGCAACUUCGUGUACAGUUGUAGGCGCUCUCAUUAUUACCAUCAUGUUUGCUUCAGCAUUUACAGUCCCUGGUGGAAACAAUGGAGAAACAGGCAUUCCCAUAUUCUUGAAAACAAAGUUAUUUAUGGCUUUUAUAGUAUCAGAUGCUAUAUCGCUCUUUUCUUCCACAACUUCAGUGUUGAUGUUUUUGGGAAUCCUUACAUCUCGUUAUGCAGAAGAGGAUUUCCUCAAAUCGUUACCAACAAAGAUGAUAAUAGGCCUUUCCACCCUAUUUGUCUCUAUUGCCGCCAUGAUGGUUGCCUUCUCUUCUGGCCUUUUCAUUAUGAUCCAUGAGCAAUCAUGGAUUGUUAUUCCAAUGAUUUUCCUUGCUAGUGUUCCAAUCACCUUAUUUAUUUGGAUGCAAUUUCCUCUUCUUGUUGAGAUUUUCAUUUCGACUUAUGGAAGAGGAAUAUUUGAUAGGAAGCUGAAACCAUGGUCCACGGACAUAAUUCUUGAUGGUACGUGUACUUGA